AAAAUGGACGGUUUCCUCGUCCGCCAGUAUUUGUCAUUCAAAAAAUAAAAUGGACGGUCUCCUCGUCCUACAUACACUGUCCACUUUAUAAACCCUAAACUAUUCCCUCUCUCUCUCUCUCUCUCUCUCUCACUCUCACUAUCACAAACCCAAUUUGCAUUUCUUCGUCAUCAUCUAUCUACUCUUUUCUUUCUAUUUUCUCCCAGCUGCGAAAUUUCAAAAGAAGAAAAACAAAAAACAGAGUAACAUCUCAGAUUUAGCAGCUUCACUUGGAACUAAAAGUAAUCAGAGUUGCUCGAUCAUAUCAUGGAGGAAGCAACUCAAGUAGCGAGUUCCGAGGUCCCUGUAGUGAAAGGAGAUGCUGAUGACCUUAAGACAGUUGAUGUUUCCGUCAAGCCUGUGACAAAGGAAGGGAAAGAAGAGGAUGAUGGGGAGUUCAUAAAAGUUGAGAAGGAACCUUUUGACAAAGCAGACCAUGUUCCGGUUCAAGAGGAAAAACAAGUUUCAAUUGAAACAAGCUCUAGCGGUUCACAAAGAGAACUACAAGAAUCACAAGAAAAGGCCAAGGAGCUAGAGCUAGAAUUGGAAAGAGCAGCGGAGGAACUGAAACGGUACGAAUCUGAGAACACCCACUUGAAGGAUGAGCUUUUGUCUGCGAAAGAGAAGCUAGAAGAAACGGAGAAGAAGCACGGAGAGCUCGAAGCUGUCCACAAGAAGCAGCAAGAGAAAGUUCUUGAAGGGAAAGAGAGACACAGCUCUCAGUUGAAGUCCUUGGAAGACGCUUUGCAGUCUCAUGAUGCUAAAGAUAAGGAACUAACUGAAGUUAAGGAAGCUUUCGCUGCAUUGGGGAUAGAACUCGAGAGCUCGCAAAAGAAGUUGAUAGAGUUGGAGGAAGGGCUAAAGCGUUCAGACGAAGAGUCGAAGAGAUUUGAAGAGAAAGUGUCUGAACUAAAAACAGCUGUUGAAGCUGCCGAGGAAGAGAAGAAACAGGCGACCACUCAGCUACUGGAACUAGAAUCAUCUCUGAACCAAUCAUCAGCCAGAAAUGCUGAGCUUGAAGAAGACUUGAGAGUAGCUUUGCAGAAGGGCGCAGAGCACGAAGAUCGUGCUAACACGACUCACCAGCGCAGCAUUGAGCUAGAAGGUAUAUGUCAAACAUCGCAGUCCAAACAUGAAGAGGCAGAAGGAAGAUUGAGAGACUUGGAGCUUCUACUCCAGACAGAAAAAUACAGAAUCCAAGAACUUGAGGAGCAAGUUAGCGCACUAGAGGCAUUCCAAGUGAAGAGUUCGAGCCUUGAAUCUGCUUUGAACAUUGCAACCGAGAAAGAGAAAGAACUGACAGAUACAGUGAGUGAGUACAGUUUCAAGAUCAGUGAGUCUGAGAGUCUGUUAGAAAGUCUCAGGAAUGAAUUGAGUGUGACACAAGGAAAGUUAGAGAGCGUUGAAAACGACCUAAAAGCUGGUGGCUUACGUGAAAGCGAAGUAAUGGAGAAGCUGAGGUCUGCUGAAGAGAGUCUUGAGAAGAAAGGAAGAGAAAUAGAUGAAGCUAUGACUAAAACCAAGGAGCUUGAAGCUUUGCAUGAGUCUUUAAGUAAAGACUCUGAGGACAGAAUCCAAAAGGUGAUGGAGGAGUUCACUAGCAGAGACUCAGAGGCAACUGAGAGACUUAAAGGCCUUGAGGAGGUAGUUAAAUCAUAUGAAGAGCAGUUGGCUGAAGCAUCUAGCAAAUCUUCUUCUCUAAAAGAAGAGCUUGAUCAGCUUAAGGCCAAGAGUGAUGUUAUUGAGAAAGAAAAUGGUGAUCUGGCUGAAGUUAAUUUAAAGCUGAACCAGGAGCUAGCCAAUCAUGGAUCAGAGGCCAACGAGUUUCAGACAAAGAUCUCUGCUCUGGAGGCUGAGAGGGAGCAGGCAACAAAAGAUCUAAAGGAUGAGCUUCAAUCAGUUAUUGCAAAGCUUGAGGAGCAAGUAACAGUAGAGAGGUCUAAAGCUGAUACUUUGGUGUCCGAGAUUGAGAAGCUUAAAGCAGUGGCUGCUGAAAAGAAUGUUUUAGAAUCACAUGUUGAAGAACUUGAGAAGAGUUUGAAAGAAGAGGUUGAAAAUGCAACGGCUGCGUCUGUAAAAGUGGCAGAACUGACCUCAAAACUGCAGGAAAAUGAACAUAUCGCUAGUGACCGAGAUGCGCUCAAUGAGCAAGUGAUUCAGCUUCAGAGAGAUCUUCAAGCGGCUCAGAGUUCUAUUGAUGAACAGAAACAAGCACACUCUCAGAAGCAUUCAGAGCUGGAGUCUGCACUAAAGCAAUCACAAGAAGAGACUGAAGCUAAGAAAAAGGCGGUUACUGAAUAUGAGUCAAAGGUCAAAGAUCUUGAACAGAAAGUGCAGCUCGCGGAUGCUAAGACUAAGGAGACUGAGGCAAUGGAUGUAGGCAUUAAGUCUCGAGACAUUGACUUGUCAUUUUCUUCACCAACGAAACGUAAGAGCAAGAAGAAGUCAGAGGCAUCAUCAACUUCUUCUUCGGGCAACGUUACUGCUACUACUCAGACGGCUUCAACUUCACAUCUCAUGACAGUGAAGAUCAUGUCCGGAGUGGCUUUUGUUUCGGUUAUCAUCGGUAUAAUUCUUGGGAAAAAGUAUUAGACUCUCUUCUGGUGUGGUGUGAUGUUCAUAUGUGAAGAUCUAUCCUUUUUAUUUUAUUUUGGGGUUUUGAAUUUUGAUUAAACUCUCUCAUAAGGUCCAUGAGAAUGAGAUAGAUGUAAUGCUUACUAGAGUUUAUGAAGCUCUGCAUGUUCUCUCUGCAUAUUGUUUUUGGUUUUCCUUUUU
Brassica rapa (field mustard) is the source of this 2814-nucleotide messenger RNA. Its product is annotated as COP1-interactive protein 1. The record is from RefSeq and is a predicted model, not a curated record. Lineage: Eukaryota; Viridiplantae; Streptophyta; Magnoliopsida; Brassicales; Brassicaceae.